GCGAAAGAAAGCCGGACCAGAAACAGAGAGUUCUGUGGGGAAUGCAGAGAAAUGAGAGGAACUUCGCUGACAAAGCCUGAACUGAGUGGGAGUUCCAAGAGGAGCACCGGCGGCAGAAAUUGUCACAGAAAGCACGUCGAGGACGGGCGAUCAACUCGGACUCUCGAUUUUCAUAUUCUGUCUCCCCCCUGUCUCUGCCACAACAUUCAUCAAGCACAUUCCCUGGAACCAAAGCUCCUUUGUGUACCCAAAAAUUUCCGUAGAUAUUUAUAGUUUUCUGUAGCGAAUCUACUAGAGAUGGCAGAGAAGGUCAGAGGCGGUAACCCAACCUUGCUGGACGGAAAGUACGAGCUCGGCCGUAUGCUUGGCUACGGAACUUUCGCCAAGGUUUACCAUGCGCGGAACCUUCGGACUGGGAAGAGUGUGGCGAUGAAGGUGGUUGGCAAGGAGAAGGUGAUUAAGGUCGGUAUGAUGGACCAGAUCAAGCGCGAGAUCUCCGUGAUGAAGAUGGUGAAGCAUCCGAACAUCGUCGAGCUACACGAGGUCAUGGCGAGCAAAUCCAAGAUCUAUAUCUCCAUGGAACUCGUUCGUGGCGGCGAAUUGUUCUCCAAGGUCGCAAAGGGCCGGCUGAGGGAAGACGCGGCCAGAGUUUAUUUUCAACAAUUGAUUUCGGCCAUCGAUUUUUGCCACAGCCGCAGUGUUUACCACCGCGAUUUGAAGCCAGAGAAUCUGUUAUUGGACGAGGACGGAAACUUGAAGGUCACGGAUUUCGGACUCAGUGCCUUUGCUGAGAACUCGAAGCAAGACGGUUUGCUUCACACGACUUGUGGCACACCAGCAUAUGUUGCGCCGGAGGUGAUUGGGAAGAAAGGCUAUGAUGGUGCAAAAGCAGAUCUGUGGUCUUGCGGUGUAAUUCUCUAUGUUCUCCUCGCCGGAUUCUUGCCCUUCCAAGAGGACAACAUCGUCGCCAUGUAUAAAAAAAUUUACAGAGGAGACUUCAAAUGCCCACCGUGGUUCUCCGGCGACGCUCGUAGAUUAAUCACAAAGCUUCUCGAUCCAAACCCUAAUAGUCGAAUUACCAUAGCCAAACUGAUGGAUUCUUCUUGGUUUAAGAAAUCGGUGCCCAAGUCCAUGAUAAGCAAAGCAGAAAUGGAGUUCGAUGCCUUGACUUUGGAUGGGGACAAAUCAAAACAGCCAGAGACACUCAACGCCUUUCACAUCAUAUCUCUAUCGCAGGGGUUCGACCUCUCUCCCAUGUUCGAAGGGAAGAAGAGGGAGGAAAAGGAGGAGCUGAGGUUCGCAACCACGAGGCCCGCCAGCAGCGUGAUUUCCAGACUGGAGGAUGUGGCGAAGUCGACGAAAUUCAACGUCAAGAAAAGCGAGACUUGUGUGAGAUUACAGGGGCAGGAGAGUGGUCGGAAAGGAAGAUUGGGUAUAGUGGCGGACAUCUUGGCAGUGACGCCGUCGUUCCUGGUUGUGGAGGUGAAGAAAGACAACGGUGACACUCUAGAAUACAACCAGUUCUGUAGCAACGAGCUCAGACCGGCGCUCAAGGACAUCGUCUGGACGUCGCCGGCCGAGAACUCAACAUUAGCUUGAAUUCAUACGUUCAACCUACCAGUAUUUAUGUUAUUGUUCUUCUUCUUCUUAUCAUUCUCAACGUUUUGUAUCCAUCAACAAGAACAUCAGCAUUGUUGGUUUUGUUGUGAUGUCUUCCUUGUGUUUGUGAAAAUGUUCAAAUGGAGUGGGUUCCUUUUGUUUUCGUUUUCUUUCUUCAUAUUUGUUAGCAUUCUGUUCAAGUGUUGUCAAGACCACUGGUCCAUGAUUGAAGAAGAUUCAAAGCUAAUUCCUAGAAUAAUUGUUAAGAGUUGGCA
Molecule: messenger RNA, 1874 nt
Organism: Tripterygium wilfordii
Lineage: Eukaryota; Viridiplantae; Streptophyta; Magnoliopsida; Celastrales; Celastraceae
Product: CBL-interacting serine/threonine-protein kinase 6-like
Exons: 1
Coding region: 298-1599 (433 amino acids)
Biological process (GO): signal transduction; protein phosphorylation
Molecular function (GO): ATP binding; protein kinase activity
Source: RefSeq, a predicted model, not a curated record